Messenger RNA from Halteromyces radiatus, 4632 nucleotides. RefSeq names its product inositol hexakisphosphate-domain-containing protein. The transcript has 15 exons. NCBI's taxonomy places the organism in Eukaryota, Fungi, Mucoromycota, Mucoromycetes, Mucorales, Cunninghamellaceae. Bases 114 to 4547 code for a protein of 1477 amino acids. The record is from RefSeq and is a predicted model, not a curated record.
CUUCCCAUUAUCUAUCCAUUUUUUUUUUCUUCUCUCUUUUCCCUUGUUCUUUCUCUCGUUCAAUAAUAAUUACGUAUUAUAGACUUUUUUUUUUAUUACCGAAAUAGAUAGUCAUGGACGGAAAAGAUUCAUCUAAAAUAUCUUCUCCACGGGUUUCUCGUUUUGUGCCUUUAAAGUUGGAAGAAAUGGCCAGUAGUAGAAGAGGUUCUUUCUCAUCAAGUAAACCCAAUGACAUUAUACAACAUAGUUUGCCUUCGAGUCAAGUUACAAAUGUAGAACAAACCUCAGUCUUGACUCAAAAUACUCACUCUUCAACAUCAACACCCAUUCAACAACAACAAGAUCCCAGAAGAUUAUUAGCCGUAGUGGAAAAUUUGGUUAGAAAUCGUAGUGGAAGUGUUCUUACCAGACAAACUAUUUUGAAGGCUGAUCAUUUUAGACAAGCAACCAAUACCAAACUGGAAUUCUUCUUAUCCGGAGCACCUAAUUUUAGAGCUGCUGAACUGAAUGUUUAUGGUGUAGCCCAACCCACAGUGAUUGGAUUAUCAAGUAUUUUGGCACUACUCAAUUGUCAUCCUAAAAGUUUACAUCAACAAACAUGUACAUGGUUUUUGACUCGUGAAGAACCAAUAGUCUAUUUGAAUGGUUACCCUUAUUGUCUACGUGAAUAUGCUGAUCCAAUGCAAAAUAUGGGUUCUUUCUCUGGAAUCAAUGCUAGUCGACUGGAAAUGGUAGAAGAAAGGCUUAGAGCUGAUGUUGUCAAGGAAGCAAAUGCAAUGGGUGGAUUGUUACUUGUGCAUCAAGAAAUGGAUGAUGGAACGGUGGUACCUUGUUUUAUUGCAGCUGAUCGAGUAGAGACGCCAAAGGAAGUAUUCCUUUACUUCAAAAAUGAUGGUUAUCGACUCAAUUACUUUCGUAUUCCUAUUUCACCCAUGCAAGCACCUGAAGAUAAUUAUUUUGAUGAAUAUGUACGAGUGAUCAAGACAUUGGAACCUUCAGAUCCCUUGAUCUUCAAUUGUGGAAUGGGAGGUGUACGAACAACGGUGGGGACAAUAUUGGCCCAAAUCAUCAGACGAACUCAACUUUUGGAACGUGGUCUUGCUGAUCCUUAUCCUGUUCCUGGUUAUUUUUAUACUUCAGAUCAAGUUUCUCCGUCUCUUGGACCAGAAUUCAUUAAAGGAUUACAUGAAGCUGAUAUCCGGAAUACUCAAAAUGGAGUAUUAUUACGAUUAAUCUAUGUAUUGGAAAAAGGUUUAGGAUCGAAAGCCAACUCGAAAUCUGUGAUUGAAUGGGCUUUUGGAAAAGGACAAGCUAUUGAAACCCUCAAGGAAGCCAUUAUGGGGAAUUACUAUUCUGUAGCAUCAUUGGUAUCUGUAUUAGAACAUGGAUCCUAUUGCAAACGUUUAUUGGAUGAAGUUAUAGAUCAAUCUGAUGCUGUGGUCAACAUUCGAGAUGAUAUUCUUCUUAAUCGCAUCAAACAAACAACUCAAGGAUCAAGUGAUUAUAGAAAGGAAGCUUCAUUUCUCUCCAAAGCAUUGAUGGGGCUUCAACGGUACAUGGCACUCUUAUGUUUCACUUCUUACAUUAAUGAUUCACCAAAUACACAAUUUGACACAAGAUUCUCCUCAUGGUUUAAGGCUCGUACUGAAGUCUGGCGUAUGGUUCAAAAUAUGCGGGUGAAAGGACCACAACUUUACUUUUUCCGCCCCGUGGAUGAUCUCAGUAGUAUGGGAAACAUAGAAACGCAAAAACUUGGUUCUCUUGGACAUCAUCGUCCUGCUGGUAUGUUUGAAAUGAUUGGUGCUGGUGCUCAAUCUGGAUCCAUGGCAUUAGAAGCAGAAGAAUUUAUCUUGAAGUCGCGUACUGGUGUGGUUCUUACAUCUCAAACGAUAUUAAAAAUUGAUUUCUGGCGUCAAGAUCUAUUGAACAAAACCACAAGAUCUACACCAACCACCAUUUAUCAAGAAGACAGCUUAUUGGAAAGUAGUGACAAGGAGAAACAUGAUGAUGUGGUGGGCCAAAUGCAUCAUACUUUUUACAUUGAAGGUGCUUCCAAUUUUCGACGGAUCGACAAUACUCAUAUUUAUGGCGUGGCACAACCAACCGUGGAUGGAUUGCGGUCUGUUCUUCGACGUCUUUUCAACAAUCGGACGCAUCACAAUGACAGUAUACUUUGGAUCAAUUUGCGUGAAGAACCCAUCAUUUAUAUCAAUGGUAUUCCUUACGUUCUUCGUGAUCGUUAUUUUACUCUUCGCAACAUCCGUGCCUAUAAAGGAAUCACAGGUGCAAGGUUGGAACAAUUAGAAGAACGACUGAAAGAAGAUGUCAUCAAAGAAAUACACCAUUCAAAUGGUCGCAUCCUUUUACAUGGUGAAGAUCAAGACGGCAAUGUCAUCACUGCUUGGGAAGAUGUCAAUGAAGAUGAUGUGAUGACGGUACGGGAGGUGAUGGAAACAGUGGCGUCCGAUAUGAACAUUCAAACCAACAAACAACAUAAAAUGAAAGAUGACUAUUUAUUGGAUUAUCAUCGAUUACCUGUUACUGCUGAAAAGGCACCAGAUUGGGUGGAUUUUGAUGAAAUGCGGCUCCUGAUUGCUAAUCAUUGUCAAACAAAUUCAUCUGCCAUUGUUUUGAAUUGUCAGGUGGGUAUUGGACGAUCUACUAUGGGAACAGUGAUGGCCACUCUUAUUAAUCGAUGGAUGUACAAUGCAAAUGAUAUGAUAACACCUACUAUUCAACCACGGCUUAACUAUCAGAUCAUCAACAGUCUUUUACGUGUGAUCAAGAAUGGACUAGAAAACAAAAGUGUUGUGGACAAUGUGAUUGAUCAAUGUGGGGCAGUGCUCAACUUGCGGGAUAUGAUAGAAUCCGUCCAUAUUCGGGCAGAAGAGACGACAGAUGACGAUGACCAACGACGUAGGAUCCUCAAGACGGGGAUGGUGGCAUUAGAGAGAUACUUUUUAUUGAUUUGUUUUCAAGCUUAUCUCGACAAUACAUCACCUGAUACUUUGAACGACACGGAAUCCUUUUUGGCAUGGAGUAAGCGACAUGCGGAAAUUGGCACGAUUUUACAAGAAUUACGACGAGAUGAGAUCAUGGAACAUAUAGCUCCUGUGGAAAAAUCAUCCUCCAUUGGUGAUGGUGUAGCCCUGUCGUCCGAAGUCAUGUCGGUGGUGCGCAAGCGAUGUGGUCAAGUGCUUAGUCAAAACAGUAUUUUGAAGCAUGAUGCCUUCCCUGGUUGCCAAAAGAUGAAUCUCACGGAAAAAAUCGAAGGUGCUUAUAACUAUCGACGUGUCCAAGUCAAAACAGUCAAGCGAGCGGUCCGACAAGAACACAAUGUGAUAGAAGCCAUCGAGGGUGGAUUGGCGGCGGAUUUGAAACGAUCAGAGGAUGAGAUCUUGGUGCCUCCUUUUAUUUGUGGUUGUGCUAUGCCUUCCAAGGAUGCCAUCAAAGCUGUCCUGGUGGCUAUGGAUGCUGGACCCGGUGGUAAACGUAAGGUACUUUGGACUUGUUUGCGAGAAGAACCUGUGCUCUAUGUUAAUAAUCAACCCUAUGUCCUCCGGUUAUUUGCUAAUCCAUUGAAGAAUUUGGAAACAACUGGGAUUGCAAGGAGUCGUGUGGAAGGGAUGGAAAAUCGAAUGAAAUUGGAUGCUUUGGAUGAACAGAAAGAAUAUGGUGGUCGGCUCUUAUUACAUGAUGAAGAAGUAGAUGAACGUGGUGGAUUCAAUUUAGAGGCCAUUUGGGAAACCGUACCUAGUCAAUGUAUUGAAACUCCUAGUGAAGUUUUCCAAUCCAUUAUAGAUGAAGGAUAUCAAGUCGAUUAUUUACGGAUUCCAAUUACUGAUGAACAAGCACCUAUUCCUGAUGUUUUUGAUCUCUUGAAACAUCGUAUCCUUGAAGCGAAUGUUGGUAAAGAUGUCCUUUUCAAUUGUCAAAUGGGACGAGGACGAACAACGACAGGCAUGGUAGCGGCAUGUUUAAUUUCAAUGAUUUUGAACAAUAACAAUUGUAUGGUGGAUGGCGAUCAUUUACUGAACGAUACAAGCAAGCCUGAAGGAUUACAAGAUGAUCGUUUGUUUGAUACAGAUCGGGACGAACAAUCGGAAGAGCGAGAAGGAUAUUUGAACGGGGAAUACAAGAUCAUCCUCCAGGUGGUGAGUGUGCUGACGUAUGGCAAGCUGGCCAAGCGAUUGACAGAUGAAGCGAUCAACAUGUGUGACCAUAUGCAGAACCUACGACGUGCGAUUUAUGAUUAUCGAUUACGUCUGGACUCGUUGAUGGACAACUCGAAGAAAUAUACCAUGACGCGUGAAGUCGGACUCAAUUAUCUGGUGCGUUACUUUUAUCUGAUCGUGUUUGCCGAUUAUCUGUUGGAAGAAAUGCUUUCCCCUUCUUGUGCCUGGCAUCUUCACCACUCCACCCGUCAGCAAGAACAAGAAAUCGUUACUGAGGAUCAAGCUCAACAUCUGACCACAUUCAAGUCUUGGUUGGCUGGACGACGUGAAAUCACAAACAUCAUUCGAUUCCAAUCUUUUGAUCUUUCCUAGUUUAUUUUAUAUGUAUUUUCAAUAUUUUUUUUUCUUGUUAUCAUAAAAAAAAAUAAAAAUCAUCGUCAUUCUUUUAUUGUUCAAA